GAUUCACACACUUCAUCGUUCAUGCAUGGCUGCCAGACAGCCAGAGCCCUCUCUCUGCUUCUGCCCAGCAACCCAGCGUUAGUGGUUGCGUCUGCUUAAACUUCUGCUCUGCUAGCCCGUAAUAAUAAACACUCGUUAUCGCCCGCUACAACCAUCAGUACUUAUUACUUCAUGCGCCUCUCUCCUUGUCCAUCUCCGAGCCCAAGGCCACUCCCUCCUCCCCUCAUUUACCAGACAAGACCAUCUACAUAAUCUGAUCAUCGUCAUCUUCUCCAUCACCAGUCGCAAAAGUGCUCCUGCAUCCUGCCCUGCCUUACAAUCUCCGUCUCCUGUAUCCGACCGUCGCGGCUUACUGCUGGAUUCGGUACUGUGAUCCUGACCAGCCCCCGGCGCCCGCAGCCCCAAACUCAACCCAACACACGACUCACGGAGCUUCAAUUCCCACUGUGACGAGCAAUCUCCACUUCUUGUCGCCCACCCAGCUAGCUGCCUGCUCCCCCGGCCUCAGCUCACCGGCUCACCGGACGGACCACCUCCCAAACGAGCAGCCUGUGCAAUUUUAUAAACGGGUCUUCACCUCUCGGCCCCCAGGGCCAUCUUGGCUCUUCCUUCCUCUGCAACCGUUCUCAUUGCAUUUGCAACGGGACACAGAUUUCUCAUCCCAACUCACCACCUUCCGGUCUAUUCGGCCUGAUUGUGCAAGAUCUCUGGAGUCAUGUUCGACCGUGGCAGACCCAAGGAAUCGGGGCCGUCUUCUCCCGACAAGAAGCCGGCCUCCUCCCAGGGCAGCCACAUGAACAAUGAGCAGUUCGCUGCGUACCUCAGAGAUCUUCGCAACAAUCGUGUCCAGAGGCCUGGUGGUGCAAGGCCUCAACCCCCAGGAUCGAGCCGGGCAGACUCUUUUCGCCAGUCGAUUGACGGCCGCCCUUCACUGGGUGCAGCUGCUCGUUCAUCAUUCGGCUCGACUGCUCGGUCUUCCACUGGAACGCCACCCCCGCUGUCUGAGCCAUCGCCAGCUCUUUCUCAGUCCUACUCGCCUCCAAAGGUGGACCACCGGGACUUCUCUUCCAGGCCCAGCCUUGCUCCCAGCGUGGGAUCCAGAUACUCGACCACGAGUGGACAAGGCCGGGACUACUACCCCGACAAGCCAGUAGCUCCGCUGAGGCCUGGACAGGUCGUCCCCAGUUCCACCUACAUCGAGAGGGGCCAGAGAUGGAUGGAGAAAGAAGAGGCUGUUUCGCUCAGGCAGGCUAUGGAAGACAAGGCUGCUAGGGACAGCCCUCCGCCAACCUCACCUACCUCGGACGACGGCCGGCUCUACGAGGCUGCCUUGGAUGAGGCAUCUGAGCUCGUGUGGCAGCACCAGCACGGUGUCAAGCCACCAGAGCCGGGGACCCCAUACAGAUACAAACCACACAUGCGCAGGCAGAGCUAUGCACACGCUCGUACUGCCAGUGCUGGCAUGUACGGCGACGAGAUCGAACCGAGCGGCCUCGCACGAGACCACUCCACACGAUCCAUGUCAGGUAGUUCUAGCUCCAGCGACGGCUUUGGCUCGUCCCGCAGUCGUCUGUCCUAUGCAUCUAUGAGCGGUCCCCGGAAAAGCCCCAGCCCCCCUGCGCAGUCACGGUCUGCAUCGCCACCUAAAGUGUCUAAGCCGUACACGGGCUUGUCUAGCACCUCACGCGGUUCCCUCGCUCAACGGAGGCGCAGCAGCACCAAGCGCAGUGGCAGUGGCGGCAGGCCUUUCUCGGGCGACCAGAUCUGGGAAGAGCCUGAGGGUGCUUCAAGCAAGAGGACAUCAUCGCCGACCAAGGAUGAGCCUGCCGCUGUUGAUGCCCUACGGACGAAGCCCAAGGGCCCGCUCAACCGCGUCUCGUUCGCCCCCGAGAGACCAUCAUCCUCUGACUCCCAGGCACAGCCCGCGCCCAAGCUGCACAAGUUCGAGAUCCACCGCAACCCACCGUCACAGUCUCGAGACCCGCAGUACACUUCGAACUCGCCGGCUCAGAGCCCCGUUCGCGAAGAUGUGCCAAAGAAGCAUGGUGUGGAGCUCAGAAGUGAAGAGAUUCGCCAGGCAACCUCUAUGAGGCUGAAGGAUCGCAGUCCCAAACUCCCCACCCCAACUGCUGUGAGCGACCGUCUGGGACGACCCAUCGUAAGCUUUGACAAAAACUGGAAGGCUCCGGACGAGGCAACUGAUGAGAAGCCAGACACCACAAAAGGUCGUCCGCUCGGGGCCUUCCAGGCCCGACAAGACCACCGCCGCCUCCCAGAAACCCCGCCGAUCCCUUCUAUCGCUGUUGCGGAGACUCGCGAGCCGCCGGCGUUCCCGAAGCCACGCGGUCGCCCCUUACCCUCUAUCCAGGUAGACGGUUCCGGGGCGAAGCCAAGCCAACCGAUCCCCAGCAUCGCCGUAAACGAUGCCAAGCCAUCAAUCCCAACCAUCGCUGUCAGCGACGGAAGCCCGGCAGUCCCGUCUAUCGUGCUUCCUGGCGAUGACAAUGGUGACGACAACAGCCCCAGCGUUCCUAUCAUCGUGACCCCUGACGACCCCACAAACCAGCCCACCAGCAAACCCACCAGCCGCCCACUCCCGACCCCACAAAAGAACGCCCCACGAAUCCGCCACGGUGGAAGGCCGCAAACGCACUGGUCUCCAUCUCCUGGGAGCCAGGCUGGCCAUCGGGCCACAGCCCGCUGUCAUGAGUGCAAUUACCCCAUCGAGGGGCGUUUCGUUGCCCUCGCGGGUACCAGUGAGCGGUUCCACCCACAAUGCUUCACUUGCUACUCCUGUGGCACCUCGCUGGAGGCGCUUGAAAUCAGCCCCGAGCCUGAUGCUAGCCGUGCUGCCCGAUUGGAUCGCAUCCGCCGUCGAGCUGCAGGGGAGGCCCUAGAGGAGAAGCCUGGAGAGACAAUGGCCGAGGACGGUGAUGAGCGUCUUAGGUUCUAUUGUCAUCUCGAUUGGCACGAGCUCUUCGCUCCCCGAUGCAAGCACUGCACAACCCCAAUCCUUGGCGAACACAUCGUUGCACUCGGAGAGCAUUGGCACUACGGGCACUUCUUCUGUGCCGAGUGUGGCGACCCCUUCGAACAAGGGAUGACGCAUAUCGAGAAGGACGGCUACGCAUGGUGCAUCAACUGUCAGACAAAGCGCACGGAGCGACGAGCUCCCAAAUGCAGGAAAUGCAGCAAGGCUGUCAUCGGGCAGUACAUUCGGGCUUUGGGCGGGGAGUGGCAUGACGAAUGUUUCCGGUGUGCCACAUGCCAGAACGGCUUCGACGAUGGGCAAAUCUUCCCCAAGGACAUCGGGAACGACAUGAUGCUGGUGCUCUGCACAAGGUGCCGUCAGAGGGAGCUCAAGGGCUAGGAGCCUGGACGUCCAUUCAUCUGAUGACGGUGGCAAGGGUCGUUUGCACGAUUUAGUGUGAUCGAGGGUGGUGACAAGGUAAGUGGGAUCUACCUGCCAGCUCUUCUUCGCAGGAGGAUGGUACGGUAGAACCAUGCUUACGAAGGUUUAUGCGCGAUGUGCCCUGCGGGCUUUGAUUGCAUUGCUUUUGGAUCAGUUUGGAGUUCGGUCUGCUUUUGAUCUUCCAGGGGAAACGAAACCAGAAUGCGUGCUUGCUUGCUUGCUUGCUUGCUUUCGGUUUAAUUCGACGGGCUCUGGCCUGCCUCAUGUUGUCCGGACACACUGUACAAAUAUUUGGGCUUCGAGCAUCGGUUUGCGUGCAUACUGCAUUUGAUCUGGCUAGAGCGAGCCAGCUGGAGACUUAAUUCGAAACAACACAUUGCUUUUCCCAC
Molecule: messenger RNA, 3801 nt
Organism: Diaporthe batatas
Lineage: Eukaryota; Fungi; Ascomycota; Sordariomycetes; Diaporthales; Diaporthaceae
Exons: 2
Coding region: 716-3370 (884 amino acids)
Cellular component (GO): Z disc; nucleus
Molecular function (GO): transcription coregulator activity
Source: RefSeq, a predicted model, not a curated record